CCCCCCUCCACCGAAAGUCGGGUUCCCUUCAAUUCGGUGCCUAUCAGGGCGCCUUCGGAGUCGAGAGUCGGGGGGAAAGCGAGCGUGUCGCGUUGCCGCACGGAAGUCAUUGAGCGUGGCAAAGACCGGAGCGCUUUGAGGUCAGCUGUCGACAUUUAAACGCUUGAAGCGCUGCCGGAGCGAAGCGCGCGAGUCCCGCCCCCCCCCUCCUGGCCCAAAGGAAGGCGCGGCACCGAGGGACCAUGUCGGAAAACGGCCCUCGCGCGCGGGCGCCGCUGUACUUGGAGCCGGAGCCCUCGGGAGGGGACCUCGAGGACGACGAGGACAAGGCGGGCUCGGACGGGGGCCGCGUGUACGACCGCACCACCGUGCUCAUCGAGCGGGACCCCAUCCGGCUGGACGAGGAAGGCGAGGAGGAGGGCCACUGCGGGGGCGACGACGACGGCGUGGCCUUCCUGACCGAAGGCGACGAGGAGGAGGAGGAGGAGGAGGAGGGCUCGCUGGCCUUCAUGGCCGACCCCGACGCCAUGACGCAGGGCUACGUGCACCACACCAUCUCGCCGGACCAGAUCCAGUUCACCAUCAAUCCGGGCUCCACCCCCAUGCCGCGCAACAUCGAGGGCGCCACCCUCACGCUGCACUCGGAGUGUCCGGAGACCAGGCAGACCGAGGUGAAACGUUACCAGUGCACGUUCGAAGGCUGCACCAGGACGUACAGCACGGCGGGGAACCUGCGCACGCACCAGAAGACCCACCGCGGCGAGUACACCUUCGUGUGCAACCAGCAAGGCUGCGGCAAGGCCUUCCUCACCUCGUACAGCCUCAAGAUCCACGUCCGCGUGCACACCAAGGAGAAGCCCUUCGAGUGCGACGUGCAGGGCUGCGAGAAGGCCUUCAACACGCUCUACAGGCUCAAAGCGCACCAGAGACUCCACACGGGCAAAACCUUCAACUGCGAAUCGGAAGGCUGCGCCAAGUACUUCACCACCCUCAGCGACUUGAGGAAGCACAUUCGCACGCACACCGGAGAGAAGCCUUUCCGGUGCGACCACGACGGCUGCGGCAAAGCUUUUGCGGCAAGUCAUCACCUCAAAACCCACGUCCGGACCCACACAGGCGAGAAGCCCUUCAACUGUCCGAGCGACGGCUGCGAGAAGACGUUCAGCAGCCAGUACAGCUUGAAGAGUCACAUCCGCGGUCACGAUAAGGGGGCGCCCUUCGGCGUCGCCCUCGCUCGCCCGCUGUCCGAGGAUGCCAACCAUUCGUUGUGCCUCAGCGACUUGAGUCUGAUCUCGACCGACUCGGACCUGCCGGAGCAACUGCGCAACUCGGCGGGCGGCCCAAAAGUGGAGAAGGUGUUUUUUACCACAGCCAUACCGGUGGGCGGCAGCGCUGGCAGCGCCGUCCAGCAGAUCGGCCUGAGCCUGCCCGUCAUCAUCAUCAAGCAGGAGGAGUCGUGCCAGUGCCAUUGCGCCUGCAGGGACGCGGCCAAAGACGAGGCGUCGCCGCCUCCUCCUCCUCCUCCGGUAGCGCCCGCGCGCCAUCCGGCCCCCGCCUGCUCUUCUCCGUGCUGCCUCCCCGCGUCUUCCUCCGAGGUGGGUGAAGUCGAGCCGCGCCCCGCUCGGACGUCGCCGCCGCCGCCGUCGGCGACGUCGCACGGGCUCGCCAACAUGGACGUGUCGGACUUCCUCUCGAUGCGGAGCCCGGACGCCGCCGCCAACAUCGAGGCCCUGCUGCUCGUCGCCGACGACUUCAGCAUGGCCACCGAAGGCGAGCCUUAGACGCGGGCGCGCGCCGCCUCGCACCUCCAGUUGCGUUGUCCUUCUCCGCGGCAUUGCGCAACGUACCCCGCGCCGCACCCGCGCCGCCGUUUGAGUCUUUUCGCGGUCGUUCACUGUUGCGGGGACAAAUGCGGUCCGAGAGGCGUUUUCUUUCCUUGAGGAGCGUUCUUCGUACGAUUCAAAUUGUAUCCGAGUCACGGACGGCGUCCGGCGCGGUUGCGCUGUCUCCACACUGAAUUUGUGAGCGCUGCCGAUUUGCCGGCCCGGCGGGGGCGGAGGGGGGGCACGCGCUCGGAGCCGGCUUUAUUGCACUGAUGGAGACGGAGCUCCCCGCGCAAUCGUCGCGGGCGGCCGCCAGCGCUCGGAAGCCCGUCCAAAAGACGGCAUUCUUGGCAAAUUUGGGCUUCCGUCGCAUCGCUCCGCUCCACAAGUUCAACCUCAUUCGGAAUUGCGGAUUGUCCUUUAUUUAUGUCACGAAAGAUGAAGAGUCUUUUAUUCAUUUAUUCCGAUCAGACAUGCAUUUAACAACAAAAGAGCCUCAAGGCAGCUCACGCCAACUCCGAACCAUUCCAGAUAUGCAGUACGGUGGUAUUAUUCGGGUCCAAAUGUUCAAAUUUACACAUCGUAAUUUCCACAUACGAUGAAUCAGCUAUGCAAUUUUCAACAAAAAGUUUUUCAGUGGCAUGCGCAACAGACGCCCGGGCACCAUAACUCCUUCCUUCCUUGCUCGCUCGCUUCCUUGGUGUCGUGUUUAGAGUAUUUUUUUAUAUGCGUCGCAAACGGUCGGUAGAAAGAGAGAAAAAACGUUGCCACUGAUGUCAACCGCACAAAGAUGGACAAA
Messenger RNA from Hippocampus comes (tiger tail seahorse), 2622 nucleotides. RefSeq names its product metal-regulatory transcription factor 1 (gene mtf1). Lineage: Eukaryota; Metazoa; Chordata; Actinopteri; Syngnathiformes; Syngnathidae. The coding region runs from base 243 to 1781 and encodes 512 amino acids. Gene Ontology annotation, cellular component: nucleus. The record is from RefSeq and is a predicted model, not a curated record. Gene Ontology annotation, biological process: regulation of transcription by RNA polymerase II. The transcript has 9 exons.